AUGAACCAGCAAACGUCUUCUGUACCAGCUACCUCGUUUACAUCUGCCUCUUCACGUCAGGCGGCUAAGCGUAGUAAGGCCAACAACAGUGCGGUUAGGUCGAAAAGGUUAUGUAUGCAAUUGACGGAUACCAGUGAUUUCACCGAGAUCGAUUCCUCAUUAGAGCGGGAAGCCGUUUGGUUUUACCGGAAGAGCGUGGAAAAUUUCGCGAGCUAUCGAGAUUUUCUACGCGCCGUUAAACCCGAGCUGGUGGCCAGACUCGCUGAAAUCGUAGGUAACCGGCCAAUCAAGUAUAAUCUCAAAUUGGAGACCUCAUACCAUAUACCUCGAUCAGAAGCACCGUCCGAAGACCGUGCCUUUAAGACAUGGGCUAGGGCAUUGCUAUCCGAUACGGAUAUCGGGUGUGCGGUUGAUGAAGAUUUUGAGGUUAUGAUUGCCGAGGAAGACGCAUACUCGGGUAGGGGUAGCGGAUUCACGCUAACGUAUAUCGACAGCCUUAUGCUCAGCGUAUACAAGUAUACGCCCCUCGCCGGCUCAUCAUAUAUUCCUGUCCCACCAGAGAUUAAUCAAAGAAAAGCAAUCAUCAACCCACAGAAUAUAGAUCAGUCUUGUUUCAAGUGGUCCAUUUUGGCAAGACACGUUAGCGGGAGUAAUAAAUAUCGCGUUAAUGAAAAAUAUUUUAACGAGGAACACAGAUGCUUACGUACUGGGAUUACUAUUGUAUUUGGUGACAUUGAUGGUCCAGUUGUAAAUGGAUACUUCACUUUGGCCACAGAAACUUAUGAUGAUGAUGGUAUUCCACACACAUUAGAGCAUUUAAUAUUUCUUGGAUCGGAAGAUUAUCCUUACAAAGGGGUUCUUGAUUUAUUAUCAAAUCGUUGUCUUGCUUCAGGGACUAAUGCCUAUACUGCUGUGGAUCAUACUUGCUAUACAGUUAGCACAGCCGGGAGUGAAGGAUUUCUUUCGUUGCUUCCAAUUUAUCUUGACCAUAUUUUAUAUCCUACUUUAACUGAUUCAGGUUUUAUCACACAAGUUCACCAUAUAACUUCCGAUGGUAAAGAUGCUGGUGUUGUUUAUUGUGAAUUAAAAGAAGUAGAAAAUACUGCAGAAAAUAUUGUACGACAAUCAUUAUUAAAAAAAAUAUAUCCUGGUAAAUGUGGCUACAAAUCAGUACAUGGAGGAAUAAUGAAAAAUUUACGAGAGUCAACUACUAUUGAAAAAAUUCGUAAAUACCAUCAAGCAUAUUACCGGCCUGAAAAUCUGUUACUUCUAGUUACUGGAAAAAUAGAUCAUUUUUCUUUUUUUAAUAGUCUAGAACCAGUUAUUCAAAAGAUUUUAUCAAAAGGAAGCCGUGGAGAAUAUAUAAAACCCUGGCAAAACCCUGUAGAUCCUUUAACGGAAUCUUCAAAUUAUGUAGAACUAUUUCCAUGUGAUAAAGAGACCAAUGGUUAUAUUAAUAUCGGUUGGAGAGGCCCAGUUGGGUCAACUUAUUCAUACAAGUAUAAGGCUUGUGAGAUACUUUUACGUUAUUUAACUACUAUUCAAAUGAAGAUAGAGUUUGUUCAAAUAUCAGACCCAUUAUGUAGCCAAGUGACUUUCAAUAUUAGCAAUAAUUUAAAUCCAUUUAUAAAACUUGUAUUUAAUAAUGUACCAAUUAGAAAAUUAGAUGAAAAACAAAUACCAUUGAAAUUAAAUGAAGUAUUUAAAAAGCUAAUUAACGAUGAAGAUUAUUUUGACCUAGAAGAACUAAAAAAAUGUAUUAAAAAAUUUAAGCUUAUUGACCUAAGAAAUCUAGAAUCUGGAUUUAAUUCUAUUUUACCAUUCCUAAUAAUUUUUGACUUUUUGUAUGGAAAGAAUAAAUCAGACUUAGACGAAAUAUUGAACACAAAAAGAAUUUUUAAUAAACUUCUCAGUGAAGAUAUCUUGUUUUGGAAAAAUAUUUUAAGAGAUUAUUUAUUAAAUGAUCACAAAGUAAUUGUAAGAGGAAUACCAUCUAUAAAAAAACAUAAUGAGCUAGCUAAUGAAGAAAUUCAAAGAGUAUCACAACGCAAAAAAGAUUUAGGAGAUGAUGGUUUAAAAUUAAAAGCUAAUGAGCUACUGAAUGCUAUAAAAGAAUGUGAAAAAAAACCCCCCAGUGAAAUGUUAACGUCAAUUAAAAUCCCUAAUGUUGAUCUCAUACAGUUUUUAACUCAUGAUACUUUUUCAUCAAAUUCAAUAUAUCAACACAAUUUAUUCAAAACUUCCGAAGUUCCAUUGUUUGUUGAAAUUGACAAUGUUAAAAGUAAUUUUGUUAAUAUGAGAGUACUUAUCAACACUAAAGAUUUGGCAUUGAAUCUUAGAAAAUACUUACCCACUUUUCUUGAUUUAAUAAUAAAUAGUCCUUCAAUACGAAGAGAUAAAAUUUAUACGAAUGUAAAUGCAAAAUUAGAUAAAGACAUUAUACAUAAACAAGCAUCUAUUGGGAUUUGUUCAAAAUCGUUUACAUUUGGAUAUUUUUCUUCUGUCAUAUUUAUAUCAGUUUAUGUCAAACUAGACAAAUAUCAUAAAGGCAUCAAGUGGCUUCAUGAUAUUCUUUAUAAUACAGUCAUUACCAAAAAAUGGUUUUCUAUUAUGUUGUCAAAGAAGAUAAAUGAAAUAUCUAGUUAUCGUAGAAAUGGAAGAGAUAUGGUAGAUCAAAUUUUAAUAAAUAUGAUGUACAAAAAAGAUAACAAUCCAUAUGCAUGUAGUGCGUUAAGACAAUAUAAGUUUUUAACUAAGUUGCAAAAUGUAAUUAAAACUGAUAAAGGUUGGAAAUUCAUAUAUGAAAAUUUGAAUAAAUUAAAAUCAUUCCUAGCUAAUCCAGAUAACAUUAAAUUACACAUAACUGGUAAUAUAGAUAAAUUAUGUGAUAUUAUUCCUGAAGCUUCUGCUGCAUUACAAAAAAUUAUUCCAGAUAAUUUAAAGAGAUCAGUACAUCCAUUCCAAACACAGUUUGAUUCUGAAUUUAUGUUACCUUCAAAUCAAUGUGGAAUUCGAGCUUGUAUUGUUGGAAUGGGUUCUGUUGAAUCAAGUUAUUUCAUUCAAGCUACUGAUUGUAUAAAUGAUUAUAACCAUCCAGACAUAGCUGCUAUUCGUGUAUUUUUGGCAUACUUUACUCAAACAGAAGGACCUAUAUGGGAGAAAGUUCAAGGAUCCGGUUUUUCAUAUUUUCAUGAAAUUAUUUUUAAUCCAGACGAAGGAAAAAUUUAUUUAAUUUUUUACAAUUCUAUACAUUUACCAGCUGCUUAUCAAGCUACUAAAUUAAUAAUAGAUGAACAUUUAUCCAAUGGACUAUUAUGGGAUCAAACACUUUUCGAAUCAGCAAAAAGUUGUGUUAUAUUUGAAAUGCUUAACGAGGAGAAUGAAUUUGAUGAAUUAUCUACACAAUCAAUCUUGCUAAGAUUACGAAAUUUAAAACAAACUUAUAACCAGGAUCUUAUAAAAAAAAUAUCAUUAGUAAAACUUGAAGAUCUUCCUGAAAUUGGCAAGAAAUAUGUGAUACCAUUAUUUAAUCCACAAUCUACAAUAACAGCAGUGGUAUGUCCUCCUACAAAUGUUGAAGAAACAGCUAAUGAAUUUGAAAAAAUUGGUAUUAAAAUGAAUAUGUACAAGUCUUUAGAUGAAAUUUUUCUAAAUAACUAACAGCAUACUUGGGUUGAAUGUUUUAUUUAAUCAUCUUAUAUAAUCUAAAAAUUUGUUUAUAUUCUAUUUAUUUAAUAAAAUUUAUUACUAAGACAAUCAAAGUAAAUGUGUAAAAAAUUAAAAAUAAUGACCUUUUGUACUGUAAAAUUAUUUGUUUGUAAAGUACUUCUAAACAUGUUAUAAAAUACAUAAU
Molecule: messenger RNA, 3853 nt
Organism: Daktulosphaira vitifoliae (grape phylloxera)
Lineage: Eukaryota; Metazoa; Arthropoda; Insecta; Hemiptera; Phylloxeridae
Exons: 21
Coding region: 1-3660 (1219 amino acids)
Molecular function (GO): metal ion binding
Source: RefSeq, a predicted model, not a curated record